CUUUUUUAGCAGGGAAAACUAGAGAAGAACCAGGAAAUAGGGAUUUCCACUGCCCUGAUUUUCAUCUGCAGCUCACUUCUCCGUUGUGUUGGGGGGGAGACGGAGACGGAGACCAAGAAAGCACCAAUUUUUUUAUUUGACCUUGGAAGAUGGAAAACAGUCUUGCUGAGGAGAUCUAUUCAGAAAGUUUUCAGCUUUCGAAACUACAACUGGGUCAUUCUUCAACUGCUAAUACACCCGAUAACUUGAUACUAUCGGGUUCAGAUGAGGCUGAUUUCCAUACAGAUGACAGAUCUUGGUAUGAUUCUGAUGAAGAAUCAGACAGGGAGUUGCAGAGAGUGCAGAACCAAUUUCACACGAUGGGAUAUCGUGAUGGCCUAUUAGCAGGAAAAGAUGCUUCUUCACAAGAAGGGUUUAAUAUUGGAUUUAAGCAAUCAGUGGUUGCAAGUUACAACUGGGGGCUUGUUAGAGGUAUUACAAGUGCCGUGGCUUGUCUUCCGAAUGGGUUGAGGGAGAGUUUGAUUAAAACACAAGACAAGAGAACCAAAUUCCAGGAGUUACAUGAAUCUGUGCAGUCUCUCUCAACAACAGAUGCACUUAAGUUGUUUUACGAAGACAUAAUGACAAAGGAAGCUCUACAACAGAGUGGAACUUCCGAGGGCAGUGUCAAUGUUGCAGAUUCACUAGUGCAAAGUUCAGAUAGUAAUCAUCUUGGAAAUUACUCUGGAGAGCUUCAAUCACUCCUUGAAUCUUCCGAAAUCAAAGUAAAAUUAGCUCUAGAGAAGUAGGGAGUAACGUGGUACAACACUGAUGUGUUCAAAGAAUAUGGUGUAUAGUUGGUCUAUCAGAAAAGCAGGGCUUUUUCGUUGCAAUUCUUUGGACCUAAUAAUUUCUUGGUUGUUCUUUUUUGCUUCUGAUUGAUGUUGUCAAUGACUUAAUAUGCACUUUUGUCUGAUAUAAUAUUAACAAAGCCAAAUGGCCAGCUCCAGCUUGGACUUGAAGUUGGAAUUGUUAAACCAUGCGAGCUCAAGUUUCUGUUGUUGCAGUCUUUCAAUUCAUAGAUUGAAGAACAAUAAAAAUGCUUGGUAUAG
Molecule: messenger RNA, 1091 nt
Organism: Rubroshorea leprosula
Lineage: Eukaryota; Viridiplantae; Streptophyta; Magnoliopsida; Malvales; Dipterocarpaceae
Source: the annotation of a GenBank genome assembly